Molecule: messenger RNA, 1937 nt
Organism: Camellia sinensis
Lineage: Eukaryota; Viridiplantae; Streptophyta; Magnoliopsida; Ericales; Theaceae
Product: vacuolar-processing enzyme
Biological process (GO): vacuolar protein processing
Molecular function (GO): cysteine-type endopeptidase activity
Source: RefSeq, a predicted model, not a curated record
CACCACACCACACCACACCACACCACCAGUCGCCGGAAAACGCCAUGACUCGGUUCUCCACCGACGUGCUCCUCCUCCUUCUCGUCACCUCGAUCGCCGUCGAUGGCCGUGACAUGAUCAGAUUACCGUCGGAAACUUCCAGAUUCUUCUCCGGCGAUGAUAGCAACGACGGCGAUGAUGAUUCCGUGGGGACGAGAUGGGCGGUUCUUCUUGCGGGAUCUAGUGGUUACUGGAAUUACAGGCACCAGGCUGAUGUUUGUCAUGCCUAUCAACUCCUGAAGAAAGGUGGGCUUAAAGAUGAGAACAUUGUGGUUUUCAUGUAUGAUGACAUUGCUUUCAAUGAAGAAAACCCCAGGCCUGGAGUCAUCAUUAACAGCCCACAUGGUAGUGAUGUAUACAGUGGAGUGCCAAAGGAUUAUAUUGGUGACGAUGUUACUGUCAACAACUUUUUUGCCGUUAUUCUUGGAAACAAAACUGCACUUACAGGGGGCAGUGGAAAGGUUGUGGAUAGUGGUCCAAAUGACCAUAUUUUCAUAUAUUACACGGAUCAUGGGGGUCCUGGGGUGCUUGGGAUGCCUACCAGUCCUUAUAUCUAUGCAGACAAUCUGAUUGAUGUCUUGAAAAAGAAGCAUGCUUCUGGGACCUACAAAAGCUUGGUAUUUUAUCUUGAAGCUUGUGAGUCUGGGAGUAUCUUUGAGGGUCUGCUUCCUGAAGGUUUAAAUAUAUAUGCAACCACAGCAUCCAAUGCAGAAGAGAGUAGCUGGGGAACCUACUGCCCUGGAGAGUAUCCCAGUCCUCCUGUAGAAUAUGAAACCUGUUUGGGUGACUUAUAUAGUGUUGCUUGGAUGGAGGACUGUGACAUCCACAACCUGCGGACAGAAACUCUGCGGCAGCAGUAUGAACUGGUUAAAGAUAGAACUUCAAAUGACAAUUCUGCUUAUGGUUCUCAUGUCAUGCAAUAUGGCGAUCUAGGCCUUAGCGUAGACCAUAUUUUCCUGUAUAUGGGCACAAAUCCUGCAAAUGAUAACUACACUUUUGUGGAUGACAACGUCCUGCGACCAUCUUCAAGAUCAAAAGCUGUUAACCAGCGUGAUGCUGAUCUUUUACAUUUCUGGCACAAGUUCCAAAAGGCUCGAGAAGGCUCUCCCAGAAAACUUAAAGCUCAGAAGGAGCUUGUCGAGGCAAUGUCACAUAGAAUGCACAUAGACAAUAGUAUGAAUAUGAUCGGAAAGCUUUUGUUUGGAAUUGAAAAGGGUUCAGAGCUGCUUCAAACUGUGAGGCCUGCAGGGCAGCCUCUUGUUGAUGACUGGGAUUGCCUCAAAACUCUGGUGAGGACAUAUGAGACACAUUGUGGAUCACUAUCCCAAUAUGGAAUGAAGCACAUGCGCUCCAUUGCUAACAUCUGCAAUGCUGGAAUCCAGAAGGAUCAGAUGGCUGAGGCUUCAGCGCAAGCUUGCAUCACCAUUCCUUCCAGUCAUCGGAGCUCUCUUCAAAAGGGUUUCAGUGCAUGAUCGAACUAUGAUUAUGCGAUCUUAAAGACCCAACCGUUCGAUCGUCUACUAUCACAUUUUGGUCUUCUCUAUACAGAUUUACAUCAUUACUGUGGUUUGCUGCUUCUUGUUAUGAUCGAUUCAGUGCAGAUACAAGUUAGAAUCACUGCUCUACUAUAGACUGGUUGUGUAAUGAAAUUUAUAUGCUUUCACAAGUAAUGUUUCAGUGCUUGAGAUGCAAGGUUAUGAAUAUGCAUCUGACAGUGAUAUCUGUUAUGUAAAGGUAAAUGCUUCACAAUGUGUGGGACUGAGUGCCUUGGUUGUUGAAGAGAUUAGAGAUUACAUAGGGUGCAAAAUGAUUCCAGCAAUGUAAGCAGAUAUACAAUUUUACAUGUAUUAUGUAUAUAAAUGUAUGCAUAGAUCUAUAUGCCUUAUAUUUGCAUUUAA